Molecule: messenger RNA, 2497 nt
Organism: Scophthalmus maximus (turbot)
Lineage: Eukaryota; Metazoa; Chordata; Actinopteri; Pleuronectiformes; Scophthalmidae
Gene: dhrs1
Product: dehydrogenase/reductase (SDR family) member 1
Exons: 9
Coding region: 291-1223 (310 amino acids)
Source: RefSeq, a predicted model, not a curated record
GCAUCGCGGUUAGCAUCGAUAACCCGCGUGCCGGCCCGUGUCAUCUCUGAACACUUCUCGUCCGGCGUCUUCUCGCGAUAUCUCAGCAGACGCUGCGCCGUCGUUGCGUAAGUCUCCGUUAGCUCGCGCCGCUGUCAGUCUCACUCAGACGGUUGUCAGCUCGCUCGAGGCUCUGCGCUGUGACUCAUCAGGACAGCACGAACCAGCCGGGACGUUCAUCACCUACACGUUUCUUUUGUCCGUUUCCAUCGGACGACUCGGAGCCGGCGCUGUCCGUGAAUCAAGGACAAAUGUCCCUGUCUGGUUGGGUUUGCGUGGUAACGGGUGCCUCCAGAGGCAUUGGCAGGGGAAUAGCCCUGCAGCUGUCGGAGGCAGGAGCCACUGUCUACAUCACAGGGCGACAGGAGAAGACCCUGAAACAAACCGCUGCAGAGGUUAAGGAGAGAGGUGGGAAUUGUUUGCCAGUAAUCUGUGAUUCUACAAAACAUGAAGACAUUGAGGAACUGUUUGAACGGAUCUCACGGGAGCAGAAUGGCAGACUGGACAUCCUGGUUAACAAUGCCUAUGCUGGAGUACAGGCUAUUUUCGAGAGUAUGGGGAAGAAAUUCUGGGAAACUGAUCCAUCGAUCUGGGAUUCCAUCAACAACACUGGCCUCAGGGGCCACUAUUUCUUCUCAGUUUAUGCAUCUCGGUUGAUGGUGGCUCAAGGUCGAGGUUUGAUAGUCACCAUCUCAUCUAUGGGAGGGCUGCGGUAUCUCUUCAAUGUGCCGUAUGGUGUUGGUAAAGCCGCGUGUGACAGAAUGGCAGCUGACAUGGCUGUUGAGCUGAAAAGUAGAGGAGUGGUUUCUGUCAGCCUGUGGCCCGGGGCAGUACAGACAGAGCUGGUGUCUCAGUUAAUACUGGAGAAAGAUACACCACAGGGUACGGAUUCUAAGUUUAAAGAUGUGUUUGCAAAUGGAGAAACCACAGAACUGAGUGGGAGGUGUAUUGUCAACCUGGCAAAAGAUACAAAUCUGAUGUUGCUGACUGGGAAAGUUAUAAUGACUUGUGACCUGGCAAGGCGCUAUGGGAUACAAGAUGUUGAUGGUCGGAGUGUAACUGAUUAUACUUCACUAAAAUUCCUCCUGACCCAGGUCCCAUAUCUGUCCUGGCUCUCAGUGGUUGUCCCCUCAUUCCUUCGCCUGCCACGCUUUGUGCUCACCCUGGCAAAUAGCCGGUUCUGAACAUUUCCUCUUUCAGUACUGAAGUGAAGUAUACUAUAUACAUCCAAUUCCUACUUGAGUACUUCAUCACUAUGAUUCCGUGAUGUAAACAUGAAGAAUUCCCUUGCAUUCUGUAUUUUAAAUGCAACACUAAUAUCAGUUGUGAAUGAAGCCACACAAUGACUAAAUGUGAAUUAUUAAACACACUACAUGUAAUUUAUUUUGACGAGUAUAUAACAUCUAAAGCUUCACUGCAAAGUGAAAACCUUACAGAUGGUCCAGAGUGUGGCAGCGCAUCUGAUCAAUCAGCCAAAACAUGGCAGAUGUCACUCAGCUGCUCAUCGACAUCCACUGUCUACCCUUGGCUGCCUAAAUCAAAUCCGAGUCCCUAAUGCUUGCCUACAGAGCAACUUCUGGGUCUGCACCCAUCCAUUUCAACUCAACCCAACCCUGCUCAGUUGGCAAUCACAUUUAGGACUGUUUUCAUUUAUGGUGGAGGGAGAAUAUCAUCACGGUGUCUUGUUUCCUUCUCUAGCUUCAAGAACCUCUUAAAGACUCGCCUCCUCUCCUGACACCUCCAAAGCUCUGAAGCUGCUUCUAGACGUCCGCUUUAAGCCCAGGCAUUCUUCUAUUUCCGUUCUAGAACGAAAAUGUUACUCGAUAUAUAUUCUGUAACUUUUCCUGCCAGCUGUCGAGUAAAAUUUACGGUAAAUGUCAGAGUGAGCCCAUGUGAGAAUACACCGGGAAAAUUCACAGCAAGCGAGUGGGCGCACAAUUAUCGUUUCAUCCUGCCUCCUAGCUCUAUCCAGACUUCGCAGAAUGUUCCAGAGAUGUUCCUGUUGGUGUGAAGGCGUCUGACUUGGGUAGUCUCCUGCUACGUUUGUCAUAUGUGAACAGCAAAGUCAGGAUUUUUUUUGGGACUUUUUCUGGAAUCCAUGUCUGAAAACAGCUUAACUAGAACUUACUGGGCACUUUUGAUGUUCUUCUUUAACUGAUCUCCUUGCACUUUGCCAUAUUGACCAGAUUUAACAAUGAAGACUUAUUUGUCCAACAGUACUGAAGCUUUAAUGCUGUCCCUCAGAUGUAAGUCGCUGUCUGCCAAAUUAGUGUAAUGUAAUUAUUACGCAUUUUAGAAUCAUUAUACAAACAAUUGUAUAUUUUUUCAACUAUUUUUACAUUUAUUUGAUGUAUUGCAAUUAAAUGCAUAUACUGUACAUUCAACACGACUACUACAACUAAUACUUCAGUAUCUCACCUGCAUAUAACAACCUGUUAAAUAAAGUAAUGUGCACUUG